Cryptomeria japonica (Japanese cedar) is the source of this 3803-nucleotide messenger RNA. Its product is annotated as receptor-like protein 12. The transcript is spliced from 4 exons. The coding region runs from base 108 to 3173 and encodes 1021 amino acids. The record is from RefSeq and is a predicted model, not a curated record. Gene Ontology annotation, molecular function: protein binding. Lineage: Eukaryota; Viridiplantae; Streptophyta; Pinopsida; Cupressales; Cupressaceae.
UCGAAUGGAGGAUAUUGCCCCCAACUUUCCAGUGAUUUGCGCCACAAAUUUCGUAGGACAAAUACAAUUAUAAAUGAGCCUUUACUUUCCAUUAUUUUCACAGAGAGAUGGCGAUGAUGAUCAUAAUGUGGGUUUUGCUGUUGUUCGCAGUGAUGAUGUCAUGCUCUUCUGCUUGUUAUACAGAUGAAAGAAAUUCUCUUUUGGAUUUCAAAGAGGGCCUCAACUUCACUUUCUCUUAUAACACGCUGCAGUCAUGGAAGGGAUAUAACUGCUGUGCGUGGGAAGGAGUCGCCUGCCACCCAAUCACUGCCCAUGUCAUUUCCCUGGAUCUCAGCCCUUCCUCCCUCAAUGCCUCCUGGAUUACUGAUGAGUAUUCCUCAUGGCCAUUCAUGUCGUGGAAGGAAAUACGUGGGGGACUAUUCCAUCUGCACCAUCUGGAGCACUUGGACCUCACUUAUAAUGCCUUCUUCCCUCCUCUUGCCAUCCCUUUACAAUUACAUAAGCUCAGCAAAUUGAGGUAUUUAAGCCUGUUGAACUCUAAUUUUAUUGGCCAUAUUCCAAGAGAAAUCAGUAACAUGUUCAAUUUAACAUAUCUUGAUUUGUCUGGUAAUUCUUUGAGUGGCAUCAUCCCAACAUCUUUGGGUAAGUUGUGGAAGCUCACAGUACUUGACCUAUCUUUUAGCUCAUUGAGUGGCACAAUCCCAACAUCUUUGGGUAAGCUGUCAAAUCUUACGACACUUUACCUAUAUUAUAACUCAUUGAGUGGCACAAUCCCAACAUCUUUGGGUAAGCUGUCAAAGCUCACAGCACUUGACCUAGGUUCUAACUCAUUAAAUGGUACAAUCCCAACAUCUUUGGGUAAGCUGUCAAAGCUCACAGCACUUGACCUAUCUUCUAGCUCAUUGAGUGGCACAAUCCCAACAUCUUUGGGUAAGCUGUCAAAGCUCACAGAACUUAACCUAGGUUCUAACUCUUUGAGUGGCACAAUCCCAACAUCUUUGGGUAAGCUGUCAAAUCUUACGACACUUUACCUAUAUUAUAACUCAUUGAGUGGCACAAUCCCAACAUCUUUGGGUAAGCUGUCAAAUCUUACGACACUUGACCUAGGUUCUAACUCUUUUAGUGGCACAAUCCCAACAUCUUUGGGUAAGCUGUCAAAUCUUACAACACUUGACCUAGGUUCUAACUCUUUUAGUGGCACAAUCCCAACAUCUUUGGGUAAGCUGUCAAAGCUCACAGAACUUAACCUAGGUUCUAACUCUUUGAGUGGCACAAUCCCAACAUCUUUGGGUAAGCUAUCAAAUCUUACGACACUUGACCUAGCUUCUAACUCAUUGAUUGGCACAAUCCCAAAAUCUUUGGGAAAGCUGUCAAAGAUCAAAAGACUUUACCUAGAAUCUAACUCAUUGAGUGGCACAAUCCCAACAUUUUUGGGUAAGUUGUCAAAGCUCACAACACUUAACCUAGGUUCUAACUCUUUGAGUGGCACCUACACACUUUCUUUCUUGGAUCAAAUCCCCAACAUUCAAGAAGUGCUUCUCUCAAGGAAUAAGUUGACUAUAAAAGUUAAUGCAACUUAUAUUCCCAAUUUUCAACUUGAGGCCUUAGGUUUGGGAUCUUGUAAUAUAGUUGGGGAUUUUCCAUCCUUCAUUUCCACUCAAUACUCUUUAGAGUACCUAGACUUAUCUCAAAACUCCCUUGAUGGAAAUAUUCCAAAUUGGCUAUGGGAUUUUAUAUACCUUGAUCAUCUCAACCUAUCUUCUAACCAGUUUGAAGGUAGUUUACCCUUCAAACUGCUUGGAUUUGAACACAAUUCUCAAAGAAGCUCAGUUAUUGAUUUACAUAAUAAUAGGUUACAAGGAAAUACCCCCAUUUCCUUGCAAAAUGUGGAGUUUUUGGAUCUUUCAGAGAAUCUAUUUGAUGGAUCUAUUUCAAUAGGAAUUGGCCAGCAUGGACAAGCUCUUAGAUUUCUAUCACUGGCAAACAAUAAUCUUAGUGGUGUUAUCCCACAUUCUAUUUGUGAAUCAAGUUAUUUGGAAGUUUUAGACUUGUCAAAUAAUAGGCUUAGUGGUAAGAUUCCCUCUAGUCUAAACAAAUGCUUUUACUUGUCCGUGUUAAAUCUAGAAAAGAAUGAUUUCAAAGACACAAUUCCAAAUAUAUUUGGUAAUAUGUCUUUUCUAGAAACAUUGAAACUAGGUUUCAAUGAGCUAAGUGGGAACAUCCCACCAUCCCUUGCAAAUUGCAGUGCUUUGGAAAUCCUAGAUAUGAGGAAUAACAAUAUCCAUGGGAGCAUUUCUAGUUGGAUUGAAAGAUUGCAGAGUCUUCACAUCCUAAUACUAAAAUCUAACAAGCUUGUUGGAAAGAUGCCCUCAGAAUUAUCAAAAUUGCAAAAUCUUCAGAUCUUGGAUAUAUCAAGCAACAAUAUUUCAGGCAUUAUUCCAAGUGGCUUCAUGAACUUGAGUGCACUAGCAAAUCAGACAGAGAACACAGAUUCUCUUGGAAUAGAUAGUUUUUAUUCCGGUGUGGCUUAUAUAGAUCACAUCAUCAUUAGAAACAAAGGACAAGAUAUGGAUUUCAUGAGAAAUUUGAGAUUGGUAAAAUGCCUUGAUUUAUCGAACAAUAAUUUAUCAGGUGAAAUACCUUGGGAUAUUGAAUCCCUCAAAGGAUUGAUAAUUCUCAAUGUUUCAAGAAAUCAUCUCAAUGGCGAGAUUCCAAAAUCCUUAGGUAGCAUGGUGCAGCUACAAUCACUUGAUCUUUCUAAAAAUGAAUUGUCUGGAAUGUUCCCUGUUGAACUGCAAAAUCUCACAUAUUUGAGUUACUUUGAUGUGUCCUAUAAUAACCUUUCAGGAACAAUACCACAAGGAGGACAAAUGAUGACAUUUGAUUCCUCAUCAUUCUCCAGCAAUUUAAAUUUAUGUGGCCUACAAAUUAAUGUAUCAUGCUUUGGAAGUCAUCUUGCUUCUCCCAAUGAAAAUGAUAAAAAUAAAGAAGUGCUGGAGGAGGAUGUAUGGUGGGAUAUUGGAAUGGGAAUCGGCUGUGCAUUGGGGUUUUCACUUUUGAUUUGGGUGUUGUGUUUCUCCAAAUCUUGGAGUGCAAAAUGCUUCAGAAUUAUGGAUGGCAUUAUUGACUCUCUUUUUCAAACAUGCAAAAGAAGAUUGCUUCAGAUAUUAUAAGAAAUUUUCUUAUUUUCAUCUACCGUCCAGUUGUAUAAUCAACCAACCAUAUGUCAAUUGUAGUUGUUUCAAUUUGAAGUCAGUUUGGAUGUUAAGAUCACGUACUAACAUUCCCCAGGGCACAUUUUGAGCCUCAAAAAAUGUAGUUUCCCCUUGUUGAAAGUGAAAAAGUACCACCCCAAAAAAAAUCAAAAAAAUCAUUUCCAUAAAUUCUAUCAGUAGUAGUUCUAUCAUUUUGGUAAUUUCAGAGUUAGAGAGGUACAAAGUCAAGCUAUACAGAUGGCGGGGAAUUUCCAUGGAUGUGCACUCAUAGGAGGAUUCUUUAGGAUGCCAUGAACAAAUGUGAUAUAACUCAGGUUCAUUAAAUGAAGCCCCCAUGAUCCAGAACUAGGGAGCAGAAAAGCUGCAAUAUAUUGAAGAGAAAUCUUAUAUUUCACAUUCAGUGGUUUCUCAAAUGAAGAAGAAAGAUGCAGCCUGCUAAACCAUGGAAGCAAGAACAGGCAUCAAUACCGAGUAUCAGUUGUACAUGGAAGAUUUCCCAUCUUUUCCUUUCCAAGAGAUAGAAGUUCACAUUGUUAUUAAGUUGUACAUGGAAGAUUUCCCAUCAUUUAGAAGUUCACAUUGUUAUUA